AUGGCUAGCAGCUCGCAAAGAUCCUCCCGAAAGCCAGGCAUGAGGGACGAGAGAGCCAGAGAGCCUCUCCUGAAGAUGCUCAAUGCCAGUGAAUCCCUUCCAACCAACCAAACGCGGGUUCAGCGUGAGUUCCUCCUCCCCGACGAGGCCAAGGAUUUGCCUGGCUUCAGUCGGCAAGUCUACCACCAGCUGGCGGUGAAGCAGCCACCCUGCACAGAAAUCAAGUUCAAGGUGCGUAACCAUGCACUCUACCCUUGGAAAGAUACAGGCCAGCACACCUGGGGGUUUCACACAUGGCUGGAAGUCAGCCGUUUGCCUGCCACCUUCCCAGAGAGGCCCAAUGUAUCCUAUGACAGCAACGUCUGGCGCUGGCUGACCCACUCCAAAGCUCACAGCCUCCCCACAGCAGAGCCUCCCAUCCCCCCACCCUCCUGGAUGGGCCCACACACCUUCCUGACCUUCAUCAGGGCCACCCCCAUCUUCUUGGACUUAAAGCGGAAGAACCAGGUGAUGGCAAGAACAGUGAAAGAGCUGAAAGAGAUGGAGAAACUCAAGCUGAGGAGUGAACUUAGGGCUCCUCCACUGGACAUCAGUGGCAACAUCCUACCCCCUCCACACUUCAAGAAGUCACAGCACAUAUCUGCUGGUGGAAGGCUUGAGCACCUCCAGCUUCUUCCCAAUCCACUUCACAAUACUUUCACCAAGAACUGGCCCUGCCCAAAUCCUGUGCCUCAUUACCAGGAGAAGGUACUGAAACUGGCCAGGCUGCCCAGUAUACCCCUGAGCAAAGACCUUGUGAAGGACUACCAAGUCCUGAUAAAGGAUCAAAUCGCCUUGCCUCUCUACUACCAGUCCAAGGUCCAACGUGAACAGAGGAAGAGGAAGCGACGACCUGGAUGUAUCUAG
Messenger RNA from Nannospalax galili (Upper Galilee mountains blind mole rat), 906 nucleotides. RefSeq names its product testis expressed 52 (gene Tex52). NCBI's taxonomy places the organism in Eukaryota, Metazoa, Chordata, Mammalia, Rodentia, Spalacidae. The record is from RefSeq and is a predicted model, not a curated record.